AUGUCCUCACCCGAAUAUGUCACUCUAGUAUCAGGGGACGGGUUCGAAUUCAUCAUUCCGCGAAGCACAGCUUGCGUCUCUGGGACGAUCCGUCGCAUGCUAGACCAGUCGAGUAACUUUUCGGAAGCGAUUACGGGACGUUGUGUGCUAGAGAACAUCAGGCAGGUCAUUAAGACAAUUGGGGUCGUCCUCGAAAAGGUCUGCGAAUAUUUCUGCUACAAUGAGAAGAACAAAGAACAAGCCAACGUGCCGGACAUGGAUAUCUCACCGGAACUCUGCCUAGAACUCCUGAUGGCGGCGGAUUACCUGGAUACGUAA
Molecule: messenger RNA, 318 nt
Organism: Penicilliopsis zonata CBS 506.65
Lineage: Eukaryota; Fungi; Ascomycota; Eurotiomycetes; Eurotiales; Aspergillaceae
Exons: 3
Coding region: 1-318 (105 amino acids)
Biological process (GO): ubiquitin-dependent protein catabolic process
Cellular component (GO): elongin complex
Molecular function (GO): protein-macromolecule adaptor activity
Source: RefSeq, a predicted model, not a curated record